Molecule: messenger RNA, 228 nt
Organism: Caenorhabditis briggsae
Lineage: Eukaryota; Metazoa; Nematoda; Chromadorea; Rhabditida; Rhabditidae
Exons: 1
Coding region: 1-228 (75 amino acids)
Source: RefSeq, a predicted model, not a curated record
AUGGGAUAUUUCAUUGGGUGUGGUGGGAGAAGGAAAAGUGCCACGUCAACAGGAGUAAAAAUAGUAAAGUUGGCAUACGAUACAUUGAUCGGGCGAUGUGUACUCGAAGACAGUGUCUUAUCGAAUUACAUAUCCCCACCACCACUAUCUUCUGAUAUUAUGUGUAAUUCGAUUAAAAACACAAGAUCACUUUUCGACUGUCUAACCGAUGGACUUCCCCAAAAAUAG